CGCGGACGCGAGCGCGUACGGAGCUGUCAGUCGGAUAUGCGGGCGGCUGGCCGAGGAUGUCUCUGCUCCGCUCAACUCAUUUGAAUUAAACAAAGUUGUUUGUUUCUCUUUUUGAGGCUGCGGGAAUAAAAUCGACCGGUGAGCACGUUGCUCCAGUGAAAUGGUCAACGAGGUAACGCGCGCGAGCAAGCAAUGCCAACACAGACUGCUGCUGCUGCUAGGAGAAGCUAAUAACUAGCUGCUAGGCUAGCUGGCUAACAUCAACCACUACUACAAACCAUCACCGCCAUCCGCAGCAGCCGCCGAGCGUUUUCAUCCUCGUCGCCGCUCCGCUGUGUCGCCUCCUCUGUCGUUUUCCUUCCUCUCCACCGAGGAGCUUGGCUGUGGAUCCGUCGCUGUGGCGGGCCAACGCACGCCCAGGCAUCCCCUGGACACCCGGGCGGACGCGUCGCAGUGACAACGCCGGGCGUGGGUAAGCUCUCGUCACAACAUGGCGGAACUUUCAGCCUUAUCCGCGUCGCCGCCGCCUGGCUUGGUCGACGCCCAUGCAUCUCCCUCUGCCUCGUCCGGGGCGCCCAAAUCUUCCCUCUGCAAUGACGUGAAUGUGAUCAAAAACGCUCCCACUGUGCCAGUGACGCUGCCACCGCCAAGUCAGUCAACUGCCGAGACCCCCGUGGGUGAUGACCGGGUAACGGUGCCCCAAAAAGAGGAAAUACCGGGGCCUGAUGCUCCAGUUGAAGCCGACGUGAUGCCACAACAGGCGUCCCCCUCCCCUGACCUCACCGCCGGUCCUAAUCUGUACCCCAACGUGCACGUCACCCACAACCCUCCCCCCACCUCGGCUGAAGUUCCUGUGGCGCCCCCGGUAGCAGCACCCCCAGUAGCAACACCUCCAGGAGCGGCACCCCUGGAGGAGAAACCCCAGCAAGCCCCCACGAGUCCUCCCCCAAAGAGUCCUCCCCCACCUGUGUCCCCCAAGCCUCAAAGUCCCAUCAAAGCACAGUCACCCUUCACCCCGCCUCCACGGGCGGGGCACCCCAGUCCCACGGUGCCGCAGCCCAGCCCCAGUCCUACGGUGCCGCUGAUCCAAGAACCUGGCCCUAGCCCCCCCGCACCCUGCAGCCCGCCACCAGGGGCGGGGCACUCCAGCCCCACAUUGCCGCUCAUCCAAGAGCCUUGUGUCCCCGCGCCGGGCUCUCAACGUCCAGCCCCAGACACCCUCAGCUACCUGGAGUCUGCCAGCCUGAUGUCGGGGACGCUGGAGUCGCUGUCGGGCCUCGGGGACGACUGCAGUUCACUGGGCUCCGACUCUGAGAUCAACGGCAUGGCGGUGAGGCGCACUGACAAGUACGGCUUCCUGGUUGGGAACCAGUUCAGCGAGGGGAGUGACAAGGAAGUACGAGUGGAGGUAGCCCGACAGAGGGAGAUGAAAUGGCUGGACAUGUUCAACCAUUGGGACAAAUGGGUCAAAAAUCGCUUCCAGAAGGUGAAAAUGCGCUGCCGGAAAGGGAUUCCGUCGUCGCUGCGCUGCAAAGCCUGGCAGCUGCUGUCUAACAGCCAAGAGCUGCUGGAUGCCAACCCCGGCAAGUUUGAGGAGCUGGAGAGAGAGCCCGGAGAGGCCAAGUGGUUGGACAUCAUCGAAAAAGAUCUUCACAGGCAGUUUCCCUUCCACGAGAUGUUUGCUGCACGUGGAGGCCACGGGCAACAAGAUCUCUACCGCAUCUUGAAGGCCUACACCAUAUACCGGCCUGACGAGGGAUACUGCCAGGCGCAGGCUCCCGUGGCUGCCGUACUCCUCAUGCACAUGCCCGCCGAGCAAGCAUUCUGGUGCCUGGUGCAGAUCUGCGAGAAGUAUCUCCCGGGCUACUACAGUGCCGGGCUGGAAGCCAUCCAGCUGGACGGCGAGAUCUUUUUCUCGCUGUUGCGCCGUACGUGUCCCAUGGCUUACAGACACCUGAAGAAGUUCAAGAUCGACCCCAUCCUCUAUAUGACCGAGUGGUUCAUGUGCAUCUUCUCACGCACGCUGCCUUGGGCCUGCGUGCUGCGUGUAUGGGACAUGUUCUUCUGCGAAGGGGUGAAAAUUGUGUUCCGCGUGGGCCUAGUGCUGCUCAAGCAGAUGUUGGGCUCAGUGGACAAACUGCGCCAGGUGCAGGGCAUGUACGAGACGAUGGAGCGGCUCCGGGGCAUCUCACCCGACACCAUUAGAGAGGACAGCCUGGUGCAGGAGGUGAUCCUUCUCCAGGUGACGGAGGCGCUGAUCGAGCGUGAAUGCACGGUCCAGGUGAGGAAAUGGCGCGAGUCCCGAGGGGACCUGACUCACCAGCCUGGCCGCCGCCUACACGGCACCCGAGCCAUUUUCGAGCAGAAGCGUCGCGCCGCUGCCAUCAGCUCGGGCGGCAGCUUCUCAUUUCUGGCCAGCUCCAUCCCGCCGCCGGGACCCCUGCGGGCAUCGUCGUCCUUGCUCUCGCUGCCGGGCUUCCGAAGGUCUAGGACACCGUUCCACUCACACAGCAAGAAGAGCUCCUUCUCGGGGCCUUCAUUUUAUGACGGCGCUCGGCCACAGUCACCCCCAGCCGCCGGCAGCCAGAAGCCGCCCAUUCCUCCUGGGGCGGCGCAGAGGGCGCCACAGGUCCAGAGUCCCCUCGUGGGGAAUGGUCCACGAGGCGCUCAAAGUGCACCGAUGCCCAACACUAUGUCUCCCUCCCCGAGGGUCGUCUCGGAGCAAAUCACGCCCACCAUCCCCUCGCCCACCGCCAACAACACCCCUCUGAUGCCAGAUGCCGACACCAACAAAGAGGGGAUGGCCGAGUCCCCGCCAGCCACGCCACCGCCUCCCGUGGAGGAGGAUGGCCGCAAAAAGAAGAAGAGCAAGGAGGACAAGAGGAAGGACCGCGAGGAUGAGAAGAAGAGGCUGAAGGAGAAGAAGGAGAAGGACAAAGCGGAGAGGGAGAGACUCAAGAAGGAGAAAGAGCGUCUGGAGAAGGAGAAGAAGAAAACGGGAAAGAAGAAGGACAAAGGGUUGGCGGGUCCGGGACCGGACCAUGACAAAAACGGGGCGGCCGCAGCGGCAAGGGAUUCCACCUCAUUGGCGCAUGAAAAGAAAAAGGAGGAGGCUGAGUAAGAAAAAAAAAGCAGUUGGGUUUCCUUUGAAGACACAAUGACAGAUUAAAAAAAUGUGAGCUUAGUAGCACAAUUGCCUAAGUCAUUUUUGAACCUUUUAAGACUCAAGUUGCCUCGACUCAAACUUUGACCUGGAUGACUGCGAAUCUACACAGACAAAAGACCAAACACACAUUUUAGCAAGCACGUGAAUAUUUUGGUUUCUAUUUUGGUUUUUGCGAGAGUAAGUUAUGAUUUAGGCAAUUAUGCUAUUAAGCCAAAUAAAUGGGACUUCAUGGAAGGGGUGGUGUCCAUCUUUUAAACAAGGAGGAUGUGAUCAGACGUGGCACCGCUGUUUUGUUUUUUGUUUUGAAAUAACUAUUUUAACCAUGACAAACCACAGAAGAUGUACAUAGUAAUAAUAGUUAAGCACCGCCUCCAAGGACGUUUAAUUGGAUUGUGAAUAUCACAUCGAGUCGCCUCCAGAAAAACGUCUGUGACGUGCCGGGAGCUAUUUAUUGGAUAUUGUGGUGCGUGCCUUUAGUAGCGUAGCGUUACUGCGGUGUGCGCGUCUCCCCCUGCUGGCGACGGAGAGUAUUCCAACUAAGUGGUGGUGCUUUUUGUGUUGUUACAAACGAGUGGGACUUUUUAAAAUUGCACUUCUUGAUCUGGUUUGUAGUUUAGCCCUCAGUACCUCCACCUAAAGGAGAUCUUUAUUCAGUAAAUUCGUCAUUGAACUGCAAUGUUGGACGUGCACCGAAGAGGAUUAGGGGACACACGGCAUACAAAAAUAAUUUACACUGAGAAUAAAGUCAUAUUUUUUUUCUGGAGAAAGUCAGAAUACAGUGAGUGCAGUUUUUCAAGAUUAGCCAUGAUUUCACAAACGAAUGGCAAACUUUUUGUUGCCAUUACCGGCUUAUUCCAUCAUCAAAGCAAGUCACUCAGACGAUUAGCUAGUUUUCGUACAGAUGCUUUUAAUGACCCACCACAUCUAUUUACUAUCCAAACUUGCGAAAGUUGGUGGCUGGGAAUUGAAGCCGUGCCGUUUUCAUGAAAGGAAGCCAAUGCCCAUUGAUAAAUGACACACAAAAAAAGUAAGACUUUGAUCUUUCAAAAAAAAAUUGUUUUUUCCCCAAAUAUAUGGAUCAUUCUUGAAAAAAUAUUUUGCUCACAAAAAAAGACUUUUUUCUCAUAGUGUAAUUAUCAUUUUCGUGUGUGCCUGGUCCUCCUGCUUAGUCAUUAGACCAAUGAGUAUUACGUAAAAACUAAUCUGCAUUUUUAUUUGUAAUCCAAAUAUCAGAAUGUGAUCGGAAGACGAUGAAGGAUGAUCCUUGCACUUCCCUCAGUUACAAAAAAAAAAAACAUUUCCUGUCAGGCUUGUUACCAGGCAGGUUUCCCCCUUUUUUUAUAUUUUGGACCGUGAGGUGCCCGGUGUGCCCAUGUAGCAUUAACCUCUCACCUUUUGAUGUAUCUAAUGUAUAAAGUGGUUAAUUUAAUCAAAUAUAGGAUAUAAUGAUCUUUUUUUUUUAAUAAUGAGAGUUAUUGGAUGCCUGGUUGACUGGAAGAUUGUUCCACGUCGUCGUCAUUUAUCCGCGUCGAGUUCUGGAACAUUUUGGGAGUCGAAGCUCUUAACUUCCUACUUCGUGUAAUGUAACUAUGGACUUUAACUCGUUGCCAUGACAACGGCUCAUCAGUGCAGCACGAGCAACACUGACUCCUUUAGCAUUGUCCUCCUCUUGUUGUUAUUGUUGUCGUGAAGGAUUUUUGUGUAUCCAACAUGUCCCCCCCCCCCCUCCUCCCCAACCCAUGCUAACACACUCCCAAUGGCGCACGCACAAGCACUCGCACACACACGUAGGGUUAACCUGAACAUUUCUAUGCAAACUAUAACUAGACGCCAAUGUCGCAAUAUGUCACCAUGGUUAUCGGGUGUGAACUCUAAAAGAAGUACAUUUCUGUUGGGUCCUUUGUGCAUUUCUGAUCUGGAAAACGUGUUAAACCGCUGCAAAAUUUACAGGCUGUUUUUUUUAAGUGUGUUUUUGUGUUUACAAGUCACUUUCACACUCUCUUGUGAAAGUGAAUUAAUCGAUGAUGUUCUAGCUAAUUGAAUUCAUUCCCUCACAUCGACGUGAUGUAUUUAAUUGAUGAUAAUGAUGACAUUUGUGAUGAGUAAUAAACCAUAAUAUAUUAAAUUA
This is a messenger RNA of Hippocampus zosterae (dwarf seahorse), 5294 nucleotides long. RefSeq names its product TBC1 domain family member 10A-like. The coding region runs from base 491 to 3121 and encodes 876 amino acids. The record is from RefSeq and is a predicted model, not a curated record. Lineage: Eukaryota; Metazoa; Chordata; Actinopteri; Syngnathiformes; Syngnathidae. The transcript has 10 exons.